GCCGGGACCCUGCGGCGGUGCGGUGCGAACACCUGAGAUCGAAGGUCCAUAUUGUUUCGGCAUGAUGUCGUGGUUGAUGCUUGCCGUGCUUGCAUUUUUUCGACUAGUGGAGGCGAUGCCAACCUUUCACAUCAACCUGGAUUUGCCUCCAGCAGAACGCUUCCAUGAAGUCACUGCACGCUUUCGCCAGGAUCAGCUUGCCGUUUUGGCGCAAAUGAAGCAAGUCCUGAAAGAGAAAUUUGCAGAGGAUGAAGUGCAGCAAUGGGUAGCAGCGUUGAAGGCACAUGUGCCGGAGGAGGAGGAGUUCAAAGAAGAGAUUGCAGGCAUUGCGAAGGAUUUGGCGAAGGGACACGCCUCAGAAGAGCUCUAUGACCAGAUUCUGCUCUUCAAUGCCGUUUACGAGUUGCAGUUUACAAACGACUGCUCUGGCAUUCUGGCGGCGGAUGUGGCGGGGACCGUGAUCCAUGGCCGCAAUUUGGACUUCCAUUUUCUGUACAAGAUGCCAGAUGGCAGUGAACACAAUUGGCCAGAUUUGGCCUUCAACGCCAUCUUCUGGCGCCAGGGGAAGCAGCUUCUCAUGGCACCCAGCUUCGCUCUCUUCAACGGAAUCCACACUGGCAUGCGAUUCGAUGGAUGGAGCUUUGAACAAAACACCCGCUUCACCAACGACCACAAGUUGAAUCUCGAAGAGUUGAAGCGUGGAGGACGGCUCUUUGGAUGGACUGUCAGGCAUUACAUGCAAACCAUUCCAGACUACAAGACCGCCUUGGAGAAGAUGAGUCGAAGCCACUGGGCGGCGCCGCAGUACUUCAUCAUGGCAGGAGCAGGCCCCUUCGAGGGCGCUGUGAUUGCACAAGAUAGGGGAACUGGAAAGUCCUUGGCGGACACUCCAGAGAUUCAACACAUUAGUAAAGAGGCCGGCGUUUGGAACAUCGUGCAAACCAACGACGAUUCCAACAAGAAAGCGGAUGACCCCAGAAGACCUUUGGCGCAGAUGAUGCUUCGUCGACAGCACCAGGAGGAUGUCAGUACCAGCUUCAUGUGGCGCGACAUUGUAUCGCCGGAGCUCCGUAACGACAUGACGGUCUUCACCUGGGUGGGUGUGCCGAAGACGCACUACUGGUUCACGGCGCUACGAAACGAGUCCAUUCCAACAGAUGCCUUUGAGCCCAAGGCGCUGAAUCAAGGCCGCGGAAAAGUGGUGGGUGCGACCAAAUGGGCCAGACAAGCGCUGCUUCAAACGGAGUGAGCGCCGCAAAGCGGUGCGGAGCAGCGAAUGUAUUCAUUGCCGACCGAACGUGGUUAAUGUGGUUA
Messenger RNA from Cladocopium goreaui, 1314 nucleotides. Lineage: Eukaryota; Dinophyceae; Suessiales; Symbiodiniaceae. The record is from the annotation of a GenBank genome assembly.